GUUUGCUAUGAAAUUAAUUUAUAGACAUUAAUAGAUAGAUCUUGAAAUUUAUAAUGGCCAGUGAAAAAGGCAAAGUUGCUAUCAUAGGCAGGUAAAAUAUAGAAAUUUCAUAAUAGAAAAUGUGAAUUUUUAUAACAAUAUAUGUACACAUUUCAUAAAUAUUGAUUUGACUGAUGAUUGCAUAAUAUUUAGCAAUAUUUUAUUCCUACCAUAUUGUUGUGUUUUUAGUGGUUUGAUUGGCAAGUCUUGGUCAGUGGUGAGUAAAUAAAUUACUACAGAAGGUGCUUUCUCAAUAUAUGUGCAAUCCUAUCCUAAGCAGUCUGUGUCAGUGUUGGUAGCAAGAAAAACAUUAGAGAUAUGGAUCUGCAAUCCUAUCUUAACCCUGUAUAUUAAUUUAUGUAUAAUAGAUUUUGGUUGCUCGUAUAUCAAGAAAGUGCCCAAAAAGCUCAAUCUCUCCCCCACAGAGGUGUAUAAACCCUGAAAUGUAAGACAUCCAGACAAGGUGUAAAUGUGUGCUGCGUUCGCAGGGUAUUAUUAGGUAUUGUUGAAGAAUAUUGUCCCAUGAUGCGGGUCCCAUGAUGCGGGUAUUAUUAGGUAUUGUUGAAGAAUAUUGUCCCAUUCAACUCAUUAAGUGGCAACACUCACCUUGACGAGUAAAGUAAUUUGGCAUUAGACAGUAAAAUAAUAAAUUAGGGUGCAUUGCAGGGCACAUUAAAGUUGGUUAAAUAUUAAAUUAGCUAACAGUUUCCUUCCUUAGUUGAUAAAUCAGUUAGUUGGUCAUUUGUUUGCAGAAUGCCUGAAUUAGUAUAUAGUUCAUGUUUCAAACACGCAUUAGUCUAAAAAUGAAGUCAUUCCACUAUAGCUGUUCUGUCGGGCUGGAUACGAAGUGUAUUUAUAUGAUAUUGAUGAAAAACAAGUAUCAAAUGCCUUGUCUGGGAUUCUUGAAUCUUUACAAGAGUUAGAAGGCAAAGGAUUGCUAAAGAAUUCCAAAAUAACAUCUGCUCAAGAGGCUCAUAAAUUGGUUCAUGGCUGUAGUGAUAUUGCAGAAGCCAUUGAAGGAGCAAUUUACAUACAGGUUUGUAAAAUUAAUAUGAGUAUUCUUAUGUUCAACAUUGACCAGACUGCAUUGUUUGCAAAACACGCGCGGGAUGUUUGA
Molecule: messenger RNA, 1156 nt
Organism: Paramuricea clavata
Lineage: Eukaryota; Metazoa; Cnidaria; Anthozoa; Malacalcyonacea; Plexauridae
Source: the annotation of a GenBank genome assembly